Messenger RNA from Amoebophrya sp. A25, 1064 nucleotides. NCBI's taxonomy places the organism in Eukaryota, Dinophyceae, Syndiniales, Amoebophryaceae. The record is from the annotation of a GenBank genome assembly.
CUCGAGCCAACGUCCGAUACGCACUGGCCGCAGGACGCGCAGGGGAAGGAACCACUGCGCUGACGGAACAGGUUUUUCGUUGUGAAACCGACACCUUACUACACCCGGCGCGAGCAUCUGUUACGGUGUUGCUAUCCGGCCGCUUUGCACUAGAUGAAACGUCACUGGGAGCGCUUCUCCGGAGAAACCCGCAUGAAACAGAAGUCAAAACUCUACUGGCUCUUUUGUCGGGUCCGUCCGUCUCCAACCCGUCGAGCAAAGAAGACGACGAAAAAAAUGAAGAGAAUGACGAAGGCGUGGCUCUGUGCAAGGUUGCAUUGAGUACGACGGAAAUGAAGCAGCACUUCACAGGAGAAAUAAACGAUAUCACUCCAACUUUUGCCGUACAAGUUGGGACUUCAAAAAUUUUCGGAACUUGGGUAGACGUGGACGACCCGGAAGUGCCACUCUCAAACAUUUUCUUUUUCGCACGCAGGUGUGACAUCAAACAGGCUGAAGGAAAGUGUAAGCUGUUUUCGGUAGUGGAAGCACAACCCAACUCGGCCAUGAAUCCGUUUGCGGAGUUGCUCUUUGGUCAAAUUGGAAGCCCUCGUCUGUCGAGUGCUUUCGCCGAGCAUGCCUCUAUCCGCCGAACCGUCGAAGUACUCGGAGUGCCCUCAGAGUCCGAUGUAGCUGCCCUUCGCAGACACUACAACCUAGACGACGCGCUAUCGUGCUUGACGAGCACAAUGAAGAAGUGCAAGUCCAAGUCCUUCGCUUCAUCACAGGACAACUGCCGUGCUGGAGGUGCAGCUUUUCCCAGUAUGAUCUUCACAUUCACCAUCGUAGAAGAAACUACGAACAGCCUGAAGUUGCGUUAUCAUGCACAGCCUUCGCAAUCGCAUUCCUUUCGACUUGAUGCCGUUGUAAGUGUAUCGUGUCUCAGUUGUAAUCGACUUCGGGUGACGGCGCGCAUCCGUCCCCAGCAUGCAGUCGGAGUUUGUGAAGCCGUCGACAUCAAUCACGAUCUCCAGUUUGCCUGUCCCGUCUCUGCACGUGGCUGGUCGUGGUCGGCUAAGCAUGGC